UCAUGUGAAACUUAUUUUCGGUUAAAUCAAUUUUUAAAUUAAAAGAAACCGCGUAAUUCGGUUAGCAGACGAAUUUUUCUAUCGGCCAUAUCAGGAAUGUGUGAGAAUUGAGGGAAGGAUAUAUUACGACUGGAUGGCUUGAUAUUGAAAAAUGAAUAGCAACGAUAUUUCAAAUUUAUCAUACAAAGAAUUACAAGCUUUAGCUCUUCGAUAUCGAGUACCAGGUAACAUAAAGAAGAAAUUACUGGUUAAAGUGUUGCAAGCCGCAAAAGGCGGAAAUGAAAAUGAAGUUGGCAGGCUACUGCAAGAUCUUAAGCAGAAUCGUAAGAGGAAAGUGAGAAAAGUCAAAAUCAGAAAACUCGGGUUAACCUCCACACCAUUACAUAGUCCUGAUUACGGUAUGGCUGAUGAUUAUUACUGCCCGCAACAGCAACCACCUUAUCAAUGGGUGGGUGCAGAAGAAGAAAUUGCAAGUAGAGAUGAAGAUAACAAAAUUCCUCAUUAUGAAGAGUUUAAACAAUUUUUAUUAAAGAGAAUCCAAAGAGAAUUUCAAACAUAUGAUGCAAAUAAUAAUCAAAUACAAGAUUCAACUGUAGUAGAUUUAAGAACAGCAACAGUUUCAUCUGAUAUGCAAAAAGUUCCUUUAGAUAUUAGUAAUUAUACUAAGUCUAAUAUAGUUGCUGUUAAUAAUGUAGAUACAUCUAUAUAUCAACCAAAUGAUAAUGUAGAAUAUCAAACAUUAGAAGAUACAAAUAGCAAUAUUCAGGGAUCUAUACUUCUAAAAAAAAUGUUACAAGCUCCAGUUGGUGCAAAUUUGGGUGAGAUAGCUAGUCCUGUACUUGGAAGAUUUUGGACAAUGGAACAAUAUCAAUCCAAUACCUUGUUAGAUAAUUCUGAUACUUUAACUGCUGAAUCAGAUAAUCAAGAUAAUGAAGAAAAUUUAGAAAACAAUACAGAGUGCUAUGGAUUUCUAAAUGGUAUAAAGGGAGAAUAUUUUUUGAAUGAACCAACUUUUGUGAAAAGUGUUGAAGAAAUUGGUCAACAAAUUUCAAAUGUCUUAACAAAUGAAAAUAUUAAUCAGUAUAAAUAUCCUAAUACAAAUAUUGAUAUGCAUCAAGUCUAUGAAAAUUGGACUAUUACUAAUGUUAUGGAUGCAACAGGUAACAGUUAUGCAACAUCAGAUGUUCAACCAACAAAAGUAUUUCAGACUAUGUAUUGUGAUAAUAUAAUCUCUGAUAGUUUAAAUAAGCCUAUAAAUGAUGAAAAUUUAACAUGUCAAUAUCGAAUGACAGAGACUGUGCAUCCAUAUAAUUCAAAUCAAAAUUUAUUGAAUUUGAAUCCAUCGGAAGAAAAUCAGUAUUGUGAAACAAAUAUUAUUUCUAAUGACCAAUCUAAUUGUAAUAAUUCCUAUUAUUUACAAAAUUUAAUUAAGUGUAGCACAGAAACUACUGGAGAGUAUUUGCAAUAUACACAUUCCUUUUCAAAUGCAAAUAUAGAUCAAGAAACAUAUACAUCUACUACAUCUCAGACAUUUUCUAAUAAUAAUCAUUACAAUACUAAUCUCCCAUAUGAAUAUUCUUGUUCACAUAAUAAUCAGUCAACCAUUCCAUUAUCUGAAAAUUUAGGACAAUCAGAACAAAAUUGUAAUUCUAUAAUACAAACAGAAUCUAAUAAUCAUAUACCUGUUAUAACAGAUAAGAUACAAACAAAUGGAAUCCUAGAUCCAUUUUGGCCAAAAAGAAUAUCCAAAAUGCCUCCAGAUUCUAUUUUAGAAAAUAUUUUGAAUUUCAUUAGUAACAAACGUAUAGAUUUAUCGAAAUUAGAUCAAACAUCUUGUGUAUAUUGUUACAUAGCUCCUAUUGUUACUCAUACACCAGUUUCAUCAAGUAUAAGUUGCUCUCAAAAAGAAAAAUUUGUUGCAGAAUAUAGACAACAUUCAUUUUCUCCAUAUUGGUUACUUUAUAAUGAUACUUCAUGCGGAAUGCGAAUGGCUAAUUUACAAACGAACAUUAGGGAAGCUAUGAUAGAAGAAUCACGGCCAUUACAUUCACCAUUAUCAAAUAACGAAUCUGAUUUAAGAGAAUCAGUUGCGGAAAGUGAAGAUUCAAUUACUGAAGUUUGGACUCGUAAUUAUACGAAUUACGAAACGCCAGCCGAAAAAGAUGUAAAUAUAUGCGAAGAUUUAAAUGUUGAAGUUACAGAUUGUUUAUUUUCAGUGAUUAAUACUGAACCAUUGGUUAGUCAAGUAAAUGAUCUUUCUAAAAAUUAAAAAAAAAUGUGUACUAUUAAUAGUACAUAAAAUUGUAUUUAU
Molecule: messenger RNA, 2311 nt
Organism: Apis florea (little honeybee)
Lineage: Eukaryota; Metazoa; Arthropoda; Insecta; Hymenoptera; Apidae
Source: RefSeq, a predicted model, not a curated record